GUGCUGCCAAUCAGUGCCACCUAUCAGGGCCAGUCAGUGCCGCCUAUCAGUGCCAUCAGUGCCAUCUAUCAGUGCCAGUCAGUGCCGCCUAUCAGUGCCACCUAUCAGUGCCGCCUAUCAGUGCCCAUAAGUGAUGCUUGUCAAUACCCAUCAGUGCCACCUACCAGUGCCUCCUCAUCAGUGCCCAUCAGUGCCACCUAUCAGUGCCCAUCAGUGCAGCCUAUCAGUGCCCAUGACUGCAGCCUCAUUAGCGCACAUCAGUGAAGGAGAAAAUCACUUAUUUGCAAAAUUUUAUAA
Staurois parvus is the source of this 297-nucleotide messenger RNA. Lineage: Eukaryota; Metazoa; Chordata; Amphibia; Anura; Ranidae. The record is from the annotation of a GenBank genome assembly.